GCAUGUGGGCACAUUCCAUGACAGUACAGGAUUAUCAGGAUCUGAUAGACAGAGGAUGGCGAAGAAGCGGAAAAUAUGUGUAUAAACCUGUCAUGAAUCAAACAUGUUGUCCUCAGUACACAAUAAGGUGCCGACCUUUACAGUUUCAGCCAUCAAAAUCUCAUAAGAAGGUUCUGAAAAAAAUGUUGAAGUUUCUGGCCAAAGGAGAGAUUUCCAAAGGAAAUUGUGAGGAUGAGCCCAUGGAUUCCACAAUGGAGGAUGCUGUUGCGGGUGACUUUGCACUAAUAAAUAAAUUGGAUAUACACUGUGAUCUGAAAACACUGAGUGAUGACCUCAGAGAGAGCUUAGAGAGUGAAGAGAAGAAAGGGAAAAGUUCAAAGAAAGAAGAAUCUAAUGAAUUGAUUCAGUCACAAGAUAUAGAAGAGAAGUUGGGCUCUGGCGAGCCAUCACGUUCAGUUAAAGUUCAUACAGUUCCUAAGCCAGGCAAAGGGGCUGAUUUGAGUAAACCUCCAUGUCGAAAAGCGAAGGAAAUCCGAAAAGAAAGGAAAAGAUUAAAACUCAUGCAGCAAAACCCAGCUGGAGAACUUGAGGGUUUCCAGGCACAAGGUCAGCCACCAUCUUUGUUUCCAGCAAAGGCUAAAUCCAACCAGCCCAAAUCACUUGAAGAUUUAAUUUUUGAAUCUUUACCAGAGAAUGCAUCACACAAGUUAGAGGUGAGGGUGGUGAGAUCAUCUCCACCAAGUUCUCAGUUCAAAGCCACAUUUCAGGACUCUUACCAGGUCUAUAAACGUUACCAGAUGGUUAUUCACAAGGACCCACCUGAUAAACCAACUGUGAGCCAGGUGAGGUUAGUACCUGUCUCCUUUGAGGACCCAGAAUUCAAGUCGUCCUUCAGCCAGUCCUUUUCUUUAUAUGUCAAGUAUCAAAUGACCAUACACCAGGAUCCUCCUGAUGAAUGUGGGAAGACUGAGUUCACAAGAUUCCUUUGCAGUUCACCCUUGGAGGCAGAGAAGCCCCCAAAUGGGCCAGAUUGUGGUUAUGGCUCCUUUCACCAGCAGUACUGGCUUGAUGGAAAGAUCAUUGCUGUAGGGGUGAUUGACAUCCUUCCGUACUGUGUUUCGUCUGUGUAUUUGUACUACGAUCCUGAUUAUUCAUUUCUGUCUUUGGGUGUCUACUCUGCACUACGAGAAAUUGCUUUUACCAGACAACUACAUGAGAAAACGUCUCAACUCAGCUAUUAUUAUAUGGGUUUCUACAUUCAUUCAUGUCCCAAGAUGAAGUAUAAGGGUCAGUACAGGCCUUCUGAUUUGUUGUGUCCUGAGACAUACGUUUGGGUCCCAGUCGAGCAGUGCCUGCCUUCACUUGAAAACUCUAAGUACUGCCGUUUCAACCAGGACCCAGAUGCAGUGGACGAAGGUCGCAGUAAAGAACCUGACCGAUUGCAAGUGUUUUACAAGAAAGCCAUCAUGCCUUACGGUGUUUAUAAGAAACACCAGAAAGACCCAAGCGAGGAGGCCACUGUGCUGCAGUACGCGAGCCUGGUGGGGCAGGCCUGUUCGGAAAGGAUGCUGCUGUUCAGAAACUGAGAUGAGCCCCUGCGCCUUUCUGCUGUUCGUGUCGUGCUAAUGAUGCGUGCCACAGUCCAUCCUCACCCCUUGGGAAACACUGUAACUGUCCACAAACUAGACGUGUUAUUUUUGACUCUUCUAUGGCUUUUCUAAAACAUUUUGUGGUGAUGUAUUGGUGAGAAUCUCAUGGUUAAUGCAAAGAUUUUAAAAAUGUGUCCUGAUCUGGCUCCAUAAUUGAGAUCUAUCAUUUUGGAGGUUCAUUUCUGGAGCAGAAUAUCCUAACUUGUCUGUUAAUAUUUUGGAAAGUAAAAUUAAGAAGUGCAUCUAAGUAAUUAAAUCACAGUUGUACUUUUUUUGUGCCGUUAGAGAAAUUGUAACAGGUUGUUCCCUCAGAUCCAUUUAGUUUAUGCUAGGUAAACCUUAAGCAUGGAGAAGGUAGGAAGUUUGUUUCAUCAGUUAGAAAAUACAUCUUCUCAAGAGAACAAAACUGCUGUUAUUCUGUGUUCAAUAUUACAUUGCUGCCAAAUGUUAUAGUAUGUAGUUUAACAGAGAACUUGGAGAAGAAAAUACAAACAGUAAAAAAGGAUCUCGUAUUAGUGUCCGGUGUCCAUUAGACAAGAAUAGUCCUGCUCAUGUUUGCUAUCUUGGAAUGCUUUUUUUCCCCUAGAAUAAUUGUUACCAGUGUUCCCUUUUACUCUCAAAAGUAUCCCAAUUUGUACAAUAAAAUAUGUAAUUACUCUAAUUAUAUACUAUAUUAUUUUCUCUAUUUCUAAUAAUCUUAAGAAAUGGUGUUUUUAAUGAAAAAUAUUGGCUCUUGCCUUGAUCUAAGCCUCAUCCAAAGGAGUAGGCACUAAUUUUUUAUUUCUUAGAACUCAGGACAUUUAUCUUUGAUUAUUGAUGAAAGUGAAUAUCUGACUACUUUUAUAGUUGUGUGACAAAUCAAAUUUAAGUAAAUAGGAAUCAUUCCGACCUCUGUUCCAGGGUAUGAGGCGGAACAAUCCAUUUCUCGCCCUUUGAUUUGAGAGCCAGAGAGGAGGUGCCACCGUAGUAAUUAGGAGCAGACGCUCGCCCCGUCUCUGGCUCUCACUUUCUUUUGUUGAGCCCUUGCCCGCUCAGCACAUGUCUGCUGUCAUGGCGGCAGGCACUGUGCGGGGUUGGUACAAGGAAGAGAGUCAGACAUGACCGUCUUCGUUACAGUCGGGUUGUGUUGGAGACAAGAUGGAGAACAGAGCAGGCAGUUUUCUUGUGUCCUUUCCCAGCUGAUCCUCUCUUCUGCUGCCCCCCAGCCCAGACUUCUGUUUUCUAUUACUUGAUUUAAAAAAAAAAAAAAAAAAGCCAUAUUUUAAAACUCACUAGUUUGUUCCCCACUACUGAUCUUAAGCUUUUUUCUAAAAUUCACUGAAUUUCAGAAAAUAUUAGAAAAUAACCUUCAACUAGCUACAAUGAAAGGGGUCAUAAAAUAAAUGAUUUUUUAAAAAUGAAAAGCCUACAAAUACAACAUAUCAGUAAACUAUUCAUUCUUUGUGUGUGUGUGUGGGGGGGGGGGGUUGCACAUCCAUGGACGAGGUACUGGCUAAGCUGGGAUAGAGUAGUCCCAAAGCCAUUUUCUGUGAUCACAAGGGUUUUACAUUCUCCUGGGAUUUUAACCUUCAGGAUAAUCUCCUCAGAGCAUUUGAGGGGCUCUUCCAUGAAACUGCCUUCAGAAUCUAAAGAACAUUCUUUUCUUUUUUCCUUUAAAAUAAAGAUAGUUUCAUUUUAUGAUUUUAGUGAUUACAGAAAUGACACUCACUAUAAGCAGUUAAAACAUUAAGGAAAGUAUAAAUAACGUGAAAUCCUGCCAUACUCAAAAAACUGUUAAUUAUGUGUACACACACACACAUACACACACACAUAAUUUUAAUGUAAGAAAGAAUUAUGUCCUAAUGCUGUUUUGUUUUCUCAGCAGUAUCUGUAUUUUGAGAUAUUUCAAAGCAAGAUUUCAGAAAGUGUGGUACAUCACCUCGCCAUUACUAAAAGAAGGGGAGGGUUAGUACUUGUAUUGUGUGAGUCAAUGUCAUCGGCUGCUUUACUUCCGGCUGCCAUCUCCGUGAUUAGCGUGUAGAAUAGUAUGGUACGGAUCAACACUCUUGAGUAUCAGAUGAAGAGAACCCUUGAAUCCAUGUUCCUGCAACCCCGAUUUCUUCCUGCAGAAUUCACUUUGGGGGUCCUUCAGAGGAAAAUGAUUCAUCAUCUCUGUCUACAAACCGCUGUGCUGUCAGGAGGGUGGCAUUGUAGGUCGGCCCCAUUGAAACUUCAGAGUGCCCUGGUUGUGUAGUUUCGCACUUGGUUCCUAUACUCAUGCUCAUGCUAUUUGGAGAAUAGAUAGUGCCAUCCCGAUAGUCAGUGCAGCUCCAAAGGACAUUUAUUUGUUCGUUUGAGCCCUAGCUGAGUGAAUACCCAGCUAGGGUUAGACAGCACAGUCCAGGGAAGCAGCCUAAGUUUGUCAGCUGACAGGCAUUCUGGCUGAGAGAUCUGAUUUUGUGUUAAUGGCUUUCAUCUACGGGACACAGGCGGACCUUUCAGAGACAGUUUUUAUCUUUUCCAGGCAGGAAGCUUUGCAUUUGCAAUCUUAGCGUUGUAGUCCCCUUCUGAUUUUAAAUAAACUCACACCUACCUCCCUGUCUUGGGAGCAAAGGUAUAAUUUUGAUUCCCUGUGCUACCAUCUUUAUUUAUAUGAUUUCCGUUCUGGGAGGUUUUUGUUGUCUUAUUUUUUUCUAAAUGCAAUAUGAGCACUUUUUUAUAUUCUGAAAGAUAGAGGCUAUUAUCAGACGAAUGUGUUAUUCAUUUGAUUAAAAUGAUUUAGGUAAGAAACUAUUACUGUUUAUGUUUGCUUUCAGUUUGUCUUAUUUUUCAUUCAUUUUGCAAAUAUCAGUUGAAUGUGGUUUUUUAACAGAAUAGAAUCUUUUAUGUAAAAGAAGCCUUUCAGAUUUUUGAACAGCAUAUGGUUUGAUUUUAUAGGCAUUGUAUUAUUUCAGCAUGAUUAGAGAUGAGAAAGAACAUGAUGAACAGUUAACUAAACUGUUUCUAUUGUUGCUAACUUAAAAGAAAAGACAGAGACGAAGUGGAAACAGUUGGGAAAUGUUUGAAUUAGAAGUUAUUCAAGUAUGUAUUCUUUCCAAAGAAAACCAGUGACUCUUAAGGCAAAAUAAGUUUGACCGCACAUGGUAGUUUUUGCUCUUGUAUAUGCUUUUUGAACAAUCCGUUUGAUAAAGCUUGAAUGAAAAAAAAAUAAAGCUGUUUCUAUCUGCA
Messenger RNA from Tupaia belangeri chinensis (Chinese tree shrew), 4856 nucleotides. RefSeq names its product arginyltransferase 1 (gene ATE1). Gene Ontology annotation, biological process: protein arginylation. Gene Ontology annotation, molecular function: arginyl-tRNA--protein transferase activity. Lineage: Eukaryota; Metazoa; Chordata; Mammalia; Scandentia; Tupaiidae. Gene Ontology annotation, cellular component: cytoplasm. The record is from RefSeq and is a predicted model, not a curated record.